Messenger RNA from Myripristis murdjan (pinecone soldierfish), 4588 nucleotides. RefSeq names its product paxillin-like. The record is from RefSeq and is a predicted model, not a curated record. The coding region runs from base 195 to 1790 and encodes 531 amino acids. The transcript is spliced from 11 exons. Gene Ontology annotation, biological process: transforming growth factor beta receptor signaling pathway; substrate adhesion-dependent cell spreading; endothelial cell migration. NCBI's taxonomy places the organism in Eukaryota, Metazoa, Chordata, Actinopteri, Holocentriformes, Holocentridae.
GUGUGUGACCGCUCUGUUUGAGGCUCGUCGAGCAGCAGGGAACUUGAAAACUUCACUGCUUUCAGCGAGAGCAGAUCCGCGACCUGAGCUUUGGUUUUCACAGCCAAAUCGUCGGUAGUCGUCCGCGUCCAGCUGCGAGCGACAGAGGAGGACCGGUCCGGUGAGAAGCGAGAGGCACGAUUUACGGCACGACCAUGGAUGAUUUAGAUGCUUUGUUGGCAGACCUUGAGUCUACAACAUCCCACAUUUCCAAGCGCCCACUGUUCCUGUCUGACGAGGCACCCUACUCUAUUCCUGUUGGGGGUCAAACCCAGCAGGACAUCUGCUCUCCGCCCCAAGUCCUGUCGACGCCCUCUGAACAAGCUCUGAACGGAUUAGACGAAACACAGUCCUUCAGUUCUGCUCAGAGAAGUCCCUGGUCCAGAGACAGCAGCAGUCCUACCCAACCCCUUGGUGAAGAGGACCACGUAUACAGUUUCCCCAAUAAGCAGAAGAGCAGUGAGGGAUCAGCCACUGCCAUGACUUCAUCCUUGGGCAGCAACCUCUCUGAGCUGGAUCGCUUGCUGUUGGAGCUCAAUGCUGUCCAGCAAACCACCCCAGCCUUCCCCACAGAAGAAGAGGUAAGUCCGCCACUGCCCAGCAGCAGUGUCAACCACUAUGUCCAGGAGAAUGGAGUCUCUGCUGCAGGAAAGGUCCCUCCACCUGUAAUGGAGAAGCCGAAGCGCAAUGCAGCAGCUCGAGGAAUAGAGGAUGUACGACCCAGUGUAGAGAGCCUUCUUGAUGAAUUGGAAAGUUCUGUGCCCUCACCCACCCCCACACCUCUAGCGGUAUCAGAUGACCCAGCAGAUGGACAGGAGGAAACACCAGCCCAGCAACAAGCCAGAAUGUCCGCCUCCUCUGCCACACGAGAGCUGGAUGAGCUAAUGGCCUCCCUGUCUGACUUCAAAGUGCAAAGCAAUAUCCAGUCUCAGGGGAAGACCUCUCCCACUGGCCCUGCAAAACCAGCCAACAAGCUGGACAACAUGCUGGGAAGCUUGCAGUCCGACCUCAACAGACUUGGAGUCCAGACCGUAGCUAAGGGUGUCUGUGGUGCCUGCAAGAAGCCCAUAGUUGGACAGGUGGUAACCGCCAUGGGCAGGACGUGGCACCCAGAGCACUUUGUGUGCACCCACUGCCAGGAGGAGAUCGGCUCCAGGAACUUCUUUGAACGUGAUUCACAGCCUUACUGUGAGAAAGAUUACCACAACCUGUUCUCGCCGCGAUGCCACUACUGCAAUGGACCGAUACUGGAUAAAGUGGUGACUGCCUUGGACAGGACCUGGCAUCCAGAGCACUUCUUCUGUGCCCAGUGUGGAGCCUUUUUUGGACCUGAAGGUUUCCAUGAAAAGGAUGGAAAGGCGUACUGCAGGAAGGACUACUUUGACAUUUUUGCCCCGAAAUGUGGUGGUUGUGCCCGAGCAAUCCUGGAGAACUACAUCUCAGCUCUCAACUCUCUCUGGCACCCUGAGUGCUUUGUGUGCAGGGAAUGCUUCACACCGUUCAUCAAUGGCAGCUUCUUCGAGCAUGAUGGCCAGCCGUACUGCGAGUCGCACUACCAUGAACGCCGCGGCUCGCUCUGCUCCGGCUGCCAGAAGCCAAUCACCGGCCGCUGCAUCACAGCCAUGGGCAAGAAGUUCCACCCGGAGCACUUUGUGUGCGCUUUCUGUCUCAAGCAGCUCAACAAGGGCACCUUCAAAGAGCAGAAUGACAAGCCCUACUGCCAGGGCUGCUUCCUGAAACUCUUCAGCUAGUGUGUGGUGUGUCAUGUGUCUAUAUGCACAUGUACCUUGUGUGCUUAUGUAUGUACUCACAUGUGUAGCAUGUAUGUGUGAUUCGGUGAAGUGGAAUUUUAAACAGAGGACCUUUUUUAGGUUUCGGGUCAGAUCAGGAGAAGCUAUGAGAAAAGUCCUUGGCAUUGAUUGUUGGGACUUCCCUGCCUGUCAAACCUCUUAGGUUUGGCAUUUUACUUUUACUAAAGGCAGGAGCUUUUAACAGAGCCCAAAGAGAUUUUUGCUAGAGUUUUAUUCCCCUGCGCCGAGAGGAUGCUGAUUUCCCCUUGUGUUUAGGGAACUCAGAGCCCUGAUUUGUAAAUUAUGUUAUUUUUCCCUCAUCACAGGGCAAGACCCUGCAUCAUAUGACCAGCCUAGGUGGCAGGAGUUUUUUGAUGGUUUGAGACUGCUGCUUGAAACCAUCAAAUGCAUGGACCAUGGAGAGUUGACUGAUUCUGAAAUAGUGUUGAGUAGCCAGUCCUUGGCCAGUGAAUGUUGGAAUAAUGUAAUGGAACAAUGUAUUUUUCUAAUUUCUACAACUAUUGCGGUGCCAUUUCAAAUCUACAUGUAAAAACACACAUCAUGGACACACGUACACUGAACGCAUAGGAGAUUAAAUCCUAUUUCUUUUAUUUUCCCCUCUCUCCCUAUCAUAUCUUUUUUCCUUAACUUCUAUAAAAGCCCAGCUCAGACUCGUGGCACCUUUCAACCACAGAUCUCUUGACAAGAAAGUCUCUGAGGUGCAUUUUGCAGUUUGGUAUGGUCAAAAUAUUAGCUCCUAUUUUUAUACUCUUCCUAUGGAAAUAAACCCAGGUGUUUUCUCAGUUACAGUGGACAUUCAGAUUUGUGCCCCUUGGCUUCAUUUAUUCUCAGUGGAACUACAUAGGGAAAGUGCUUGAUGUGAACUCUGGUUCCUUAUUUUCCAGCAGGACUAUUACAGCUGGCCACCAGUAGCUGUUAUGUUUUAUACCACAGACUUCAUAUUGAAAGGGGAGGAAAUAAUUAUGACACUCCCACUUUUCCCCCUCUGUAGCAACUUGGAAUUUUUCUACUUUACUACUGCAUUGACUUGUUACUUACUUCAUAAUUAAUGUCAGAUAUAAAAGUAGGACUAUUGUGACUGAUGACAAAAAAGUAGGUCAAUACAAGCACUAUAUGUGUUGGUUAGAAGUGUUGAACUUAAGGUGCACUUUUUGAGAAAACAAGCCAAAACGAUAGUGGUUUUCCUUGCUCUGGUUUGAAAAUGAUUUUAUUCACUGCUGUAUCUAUCCACACUUUUACCAGUCUUAAUACUCCAUUUAGAAUAAAAAGGUUAAGUUCAAUUAUUAUUUUCCAUAUUUUACUUUGACUACUGUCAUGAAUUUUUCACUGUAAUAAAUAUAUUGGGUGGGCAAAAUGUUUGCAGCCAUGCUGCUUCUGGCUGAUUCUUAAAGAUUUAAACCUUGGUUGAAAAUAUGCUUUCUAAUUAAGUGUGUUCUUUUUGCAGGGCAUUUGGAUUAGAAGCAUGCUGCAUUUUUUUGGUAGGAGGCUUGCACUUUUCUGGAAUUGUGUCGGCACUAGCUGCCAGUUGCUAUAACAAUCAGAAUCAAAAUUUCUAUAACAGUAAUAUGCUAGAUUUUGUGACAUAACUGUGUUUUGUCAGCUGGAUUUUUUUUUUCUUAGCUCUUUAGGCUCACAUUGAUAUGCAAAGAGCUGGCUCUAUGGGCAUAUGGGCAAACAAUAGUUCACCAUACACAGACAUCUAGCCCUCAACAGUCUUUUUUAAUCAUGAGAAAUAACCGUGAUCCUUCUAUCCAAGUUGAGUCAUAUUCCAUAUCAGUGCUAGUCUCACUGAUGACAGCUGGAUGUUUCUGUUAGCUGGUCAGGAAUCAGAAUACAAGGACACCAAGCCAGGGCCGAGCCUUUACCUAAAGUUAUGUACUGACUCUUUCCAUUAUACUCUUUAUUUUACAAGUGACUGUGUAUUGCCAGAUAUAUCGAAAUCAUUGUGUGAUGGUUUUUGACUGUGUUGUUUGAUUUUCUUAUUCUUUUCAGUGGCUUCCAUGCCAGCUUUUAAUUUUGGUCACUUGGUUUGAGAGGUUUUCAGUUAUAACACAGUUAACAUGUCAGUCACUUCAGUUUGUUUUUAUUUUGAAAGAACAUUUGUGCUUGUGCCAAAUCUGUCUGUGCAAUGAUGUCUUAUACACUGUGGAGUUCUCAGUCUUUCCUGUGAUUCUUUAUGGAUUGAACUCUGGGAGAGGCUUCAUCUGCUGCGGUGCAUCCUGUGCAGAUUUCCAAACAGAUCCCUAACAUCCACAGAACCUAACACUGUAACAGACAAGACUACGAGAUAUCUACUGUGCACUGAGCCAAAGACAGUAUAUUUUACUCCUCUAGUUGGUUCAGAUCUACAGCAGAGGUUUGGGACUCUGGGUGUUAGAAAUACUUGGAAAUCUACAUUUGCACCUUCAGUUUUAACUGUGUGUGCCCCUGAAAAUGAACAGGGAUUGUGAUUUUAUUUUUUGUCCCGUGUUUAUUUAUGAUCUUACAAUAUAUUGCCUUAUAGUUUCUGCUUCUUCUGUCAAAGGGUUCAUGCAAAAUCAAAGGCUUUUACUGGUAAUGAAAUUAAGUGAAACUUCCUCUGUAAAUGCAGACACAUUCUGGAUCUGCUACCAUUUAGAUUUUCUCAUGUGCCAUGAAUUUGGCUGUUUUCUGUGGGUGGGGCAUAAGCCUAUAUGGGUCCUGAUUACUGAGGUAUUUGAUUAAUGUAACUGCUGCAAAUAAAAUGACUAUUUCUGGCA